CCCUCCUUCCCUCCACACCUCCACCCCUAUACUUUGUGUGGGGAUCAAGCCUCACUCCUCGACAGCCUUCAUGUCUGACAGCACAGAGGGAGGAAGAAGACGAGGAAAGGGGAAACUGACUGACUGACUCCCGAGGCUUUUUCUGACUUUUUGACGCACCGGGGAACUUUUUGUCCAUGUCACCAGAAAACCUGAGGCCAACACACCCAUCAGCCUGCAGCCGCGCUCCCUACCUUUGCCACGGAUUAAUUUAACCAGACCGGGACUCCAUGUAAGUUCAGAUAGCAGCCCCCCCCCCCCUCUCCUUUUUGAUCUGUGUGCGUCUGGGAGCCAUCCAGCGCAGUUUGAUUUGUGCGUAAAAGCUUAAAGAAUCAAAGCAAGGAUUCAACUACCUCUCUUCUGAGAUACAUGUCUCAGCUAUGAGCACAAUCAGUGCAAGAGUAUUUCUACCUAGAUUGAAAUAAGCAGGUUGGGCUUUAAACGGCUUAAAAUACUGAAAAGAUAGCGACGGGAGUUUGUUGUAGGGGUUUUGCGUCGAUGGACCAGGUUAUGAUGCUGAAUGCCACACAGAGAUUUGAGACAGUUUUAGCUUUAAAAAAAUCCAACUUUAUCAGGAGAUGAGCCUUUCAAUGAGUGCAGCAUGUUUCAAAGUCAAACAUAUUUGUUCAAAAUAAAAGAGUAUGAUCAAAAGAGAAACACCCUCUUCACCGAGGCUCCAUGCCACGUUGGCCUAGCGCAGCUUGACUGGUUUCUAGUUGGCACCAGCUGUGUUUUGAUGAUCACCACCACCAUCCAAGUUAUCCUUAAACGACAGAUAAUCUGUGUCCGUGUUUGAGAUUUUUGGAGGGAGAAAAUGUUCGGGUCAAGCAGGGCUUCUACGCCAAAAACGCCCUUUAUUUUUUCCAGUAGUAAAAGAUUAAAAUUGUCCCGAUCCAAAGUUGGUUUGUUUCCUCUAAACUAUAAAAGACGGCAGAGGCGGACGUUGUGAAAAUAUUUGUGAGGUCAAAAUAUUUGGGGAUGUUAGGGAAAUUGAUAGGUGGCAGGUGGCUGCCGGGGCCACAGGAGAGCGCGGACAGAAAAAAAGAGCCGUACCCCCCCCCCCCCCCCCUGCACACACUCACAGACACACAAACAAACACACCAAAAAAAAAAAAAAAGAACCCACUGGGAUACUCUCAACGUGCACACAUACCCACAAAUUCAGUCCACUCCGUGCCUAAAUGAUUAUUAUUAUUACAAACUUCAUGAUCCAAAAAUAUCAGGAUUUAAAAUAACUGAUAUCUACAGGAGUGCAUUUUCAAAUCUUGACCUUGAAUAUGAAAAAAAAACCAAAACAGAAUAAACAUAGCUAAAUACAGAGGGAAUAUUUAAAAAGGAAGAGAAGUUCAGCUUUCUCUGAAACGGUCCAAAAUGUCAAUGAUUCUCGUGGCGUGAGGCCUGAUUUUAUUUUUAUUAUUAUUACUUUUUUGGUCUCACCUUCCCUCCGUCCAUAUAGAUGCAUGAAUCGCAGUUCUAUCGAUUUUUAAGUUGUAAUGUCAUUUUUAAUUCAGAGUUGACAACACACGGGCUGUUACAGGACAUUUUAGGAUUAUAUCUGAAUUUUUAUUUUAAAAUUUAGAAUAAAAGCAAAAUACGCACUUUCCAGGCCCAUGCUGCGGCACGGCUGACCAAAUCAUUGAUGUUCGAUUUUGUAGCAUUUUUGUUUUCGCUUAAUCAUAUUUAAUUAUUUUAAAUUGUUUGUAAUCAAGUAUUGAAACGCGCAUGCAGAUAUGCUCCUAUAAGAUGAGCGCGUUAGGUUUCCUCCAGCAGGCCUUUGGAAAGCCUCUUUUGCAUCAGUCUCGGGUCUGCACAUAUGGAAAUCUCAUUUGUUUAUAUCGAGGUUCUCGUUUGGCCUCCGGCUCUAAUGUAAAUGUUUGUCGCUUAUUAGCCUUCCAAAACGAGGAGGCCAGUCUAAAGGCAUGCCCGGCCUACUCAACCCAGAAUUUAUCACCUAAAGACUAAACCAGAGAGUGUGUCUUUGGUCUGAAAUUUAUCUCAAUAUUAAUUUCAAUUAACAACAACAACAACAACAACAACAACAACAAAAUAGUGAAGCUUUUUUCCCUCUUUAACGAAAAUCAAGAGGCGUCAACACAAAUGUGGUGAGGAAACGCAUUUCGAUAAAGAAACAGAAGAAAUGUGGCUUUGAUUGUGUUUGCAGAAAUAUGUCCUAAAACACAAGGAAACACAUCGAUGAUCAAUUGACGCUCUUCAAAUCAAAAUAAAAACAGACAGUCAUAAUUCAUCUGCCCAGUGAACCUUGUUCUUACUUGUGUGGUUCAAUCAUAGUGACAAAGGGAAUGUGUUUAAACAGCUCAGAAUAUAAAUGUAGGUUCUUUUUGGCUCAUCGCCAUCAUUUCAGUGUUUUCAUCUGAAGCUCAAAACCAAGAAAGAAAAGGUUCAGCAUAUGAGAGCUUUUUUUUUACUCUACAAUAUUUUAAAAUAGCGCCAGGAUGGACCGCUGACAAACACAUUCUCCUUCUCUCCGGUGAACUCCAUCUUUUUAAAAAGAGUGAGUUCAUUUUUUCUCUCAUCAUUUCUCGUUGAUUAAGAAGGACCCGGAUGUUUCCCUCUCUCGGGCACAUUAGAGGAGUGUGUUUUUAAUCCACCAUAAUAGCUGCUCUCUGCACAGUGUGUUAAUCACUGUCCUGGACUUGUGUUGCUUUGCCAAUUAUUCCUGCGCUCUCUGCGCGCGGACAGAGUCAGUGCUGCAGGAGCGCGCGGCCUCACUCCCUCAAUCAUAUGCAAAUGUCUGUUAUAGGAGGGCAGAAAUUAACAUCUACAAACAUUGGACUGAAAUUCCAUCUGCCGCCUCUUCGAGGAGGCCCUUAAUAAGUUCUCAGACAGCAAAGUGACACACAUCUUAAUCAACUCUUAAUCCCAGGAAUUAAUUCUCUGCGCGUUUAUGAAUAAUUCCCGGAGUAAUGCGGCAGUCCGUGGAAAUGUAAGCAGGCUGCCGCGCGCACUGCCAGAUGGACCCGCGCAAUCUCUGGAAAAAUUAGAGGAUUUUUUCUCCUCCAUUAUUAUUUUUUAUCAUUAUGAGCAGAUAUAUAUUUUAAUGAGAUCCCUGUCACCGGGCGCCUGCUUAUGCAAAGCGCUUUAGCUAAUGCAAACCGGGGAGUCACGCCUGGAUGUUGAUUUGCGUCCAAUUUCUGAACAGUAGGCCUGGAGCAUUUAGAGUAAACACGCAGCACCAUCAGGGUCGUGUUUUGGGGUGUGUUUCCGCGGAAAGAGGCGGUGGGACAGCGUGUCAGGUGGAGGCGCACAAGUGAGGCAGACUGAGCUCUGUGGUAGAGGUGGAGAAGGGAUCAAUAUUUUCUUUACUUUGAUGAACUUCGCACAGAGCAUAGCUGUCCCUUUAUCCGUAUACCAGCGGUGGAAACAACGAACAGCUGCUUGGUCAAAGUACUGGAGUUCUUUCAUGCUUCUAAAAAUAAGUCAGUAAGCAAAGUACUUUUUUUGAAAAUCGCAGAGCAUUGCUGUAUUUUUUCCCCGAAAGCAUGAAGAUAUUCUUUAUUUAAAAAUAUAUAAAUCAUCCUUCUCUGCUGCAGAAAUUAUAACCUCCACUUCAUGAACUCUAUGUGGGCUCCACAUUCAACCAUGGACAUAAGUGAAAGUCAAGUAUGAAAACACCAGCCACAGCUGAUUUUCUUUGUGAUGGCAUUUCUUUAGAGAUAGAAAAUUCAUUAGCUGACUUCAGAGUGAGGAGAACAUCUGUAGACAUUUAGAGGGGUCAAAAGUGUGAUCUUAUUUUUUUCAAAUGGCGUUCAAGUUUUUUUUUUAACCCAGAAAUGAAGACUCAUGGGGUGAAGUAGCUUACACAGACUCUAACAUGAACAAAGGUGUAGCGCUUAGGUAAACUCACUUGGUGACCUCUGGUUAGACAGUGAUUCAUAUGCCCAUGCUCCUGUCUGCUUGUUAGCUCAGUGUUAGCUUGUUGGUCAUGAUGAGCUUAAAGGUAGGGGGGGCUCAUUUGGGAAACAUAAUCAUGUGGCGCCCCUGUUGUAUGUCUAUGUGGGGGAGAGGGAGGGGGGUUACUGACACCUUGUUCUGGACAAAAUGACUGGCUUGCAUCACCCGCACGCCCCUCACUGCCAAAGCCAGCCGGCCUCUCAGCACCACAUCGACACCGGGCCGCCGCUCCAUCCAUCACUGCCACAGAGGAUCAAGUCUCCCCUGACUGGCUCGUGUUCAUAUUUCUGACCAAAAUACAAGACCUCAGUGCGACCAAACUUCACAAAGAGACAGUUGUUGAUCUGUCAGGCAGGCUAGGACCCUGACUGACCCGGUCCAACAGCCAGGGACAUGUUAAGGGAGGGUCUCUGAUUUGAAAACCUUUUUUAAAACAGCUCAGCAACAAAGGUAUAAUAAUAACAAUAAUAAUAAUAAUAAUAAUAAUAAUAAUAAUAAUAAUAAUAAUAAUUAUUAUUAUUAUUAUUAUUAUUAUUAUUAUUAUUGUUGUUGUUGUUGUUAUUAUUAUUUAUUUUUUCAAUCAAAAUGGUAAAAAAGUGAAAUGAUUUGCUUGCCAGUUGACUUUAUCAGUAGCUCCUUUUUCCUACUGUGUUUGUCUUGAGUUUUCUGACUUUGAAAGAGUGGAAACCUCUAUUUUUCCUCCUCCUUAAAUAGAAAUAGUUUUUUUUAACCUUCCUUUAAGAAGUCAAAGCAGCUGAAGCAAUCAUAUGACGGUUCCUUCCAUGUGUCGGACAAGUAAUCUUUUAUGUCUAGAAAUGGCUGAAAUGUCAGGUUCAUACAGGGUUGUUUGAAAUGCCUAAAAACAACAAGAGAUAAAUGCAGGACAGAGAAUUACAGCUCGAGCUUGCAAAAAUCAGGACUAAAAGCAAACAGACGAACAUAAAUGGAAGGUCAGAUUUUCACAGCAGCCUCUGAAAUCCCAAAACAGACAGAUCUUUGAGUCAUUGGGCUUCAAAAAGAGGAAAAUGAAACAAUAUUUUUGCAGCUAUGAAGAAGGGAAGCUGAUCUUUCUGACCCAGCAGUCAACUUCAACCCACAAAUCCAUAUCAGAAGUGCAUUAAUCCCACGCCACAACACAGAGGGAGUGUGCUUACUGAGGUAAUCUCUCUUCUGGGAGACUUGACCUGAUCCUUCCAGUGAGUCCCCCAUCUUUUUUUUUUUUUUUUCUUCACAGACGCAGCGAUGGCCCUUGGCUGACAGAAGAAGACCCAUUUUCCUGUCUUUUAAUCUUUGUGAAAAGCUCUGAUCAUUCUCCAAAAUGUAAAACAAAAAACAGAUGCAGGUCUUUCUUUGGAGUCUCACUCUGCUGGUGUCGGAUGCGCGUUGAACAGCGUUUUUUUCAGGGGUGCUGUCAGAUAAUAUCAAUGUGUCUGGACUGAGGAAGACUGCAGGAAAACGUGGCCUCACCUCUUAGAUGUCAGAGAUAUUGGGUGGUAAUGAGGUGCUAAACCUUUAAUCAGAAUAUGCAGGUCGGCAUGAUGAUGCUUCGUCAGAGUGUUUGACACAGUGUUAAGUGGGGGUCAGGGAGAGUUGAAGAGAAAACUUUCAUAACUGUCUCUCAGUGAUGAUGAUGAUGAUGAUGAUGAUGAUGAUGAUGAUGAUGAUGAUGAUGAUUAUAACGACGACGACGAUGAUGAUGAUGAUGACGUUGUGUUUGUGUGCCAAGUUCACAUCAGUGGAAGAGACCCAUUUGAGCUGCUGCUUUAAGCUGGACAACCUAGCAUUGAUGGUGCACUGCAAGUCAGCACAAUGAAUUCUCACUCACACUUAACUAGAUGAGAUAAAGGUUUCUGUUUUUUUACAACGAUCGAAAUGAACCAAAAAAUCCUCACACAUCUGAAGAAGUCUGCUCUUUCUGAGACUGAUUUUCACAGUGUAACACAGACUGUCAGACUGUUUUCCUCCAAAACUUCAUCUGCAUGAAAGCUUUUAAACAUACUCCAGGGGAAAAAAAACAUGAUUUGCUGAUUCAAUUGUGGUGUAACAGGAGCUGGACAGUUUGUUGCCCUCAGACAUGCAUGCCCUUAGCCACUCUGAGGGCAUGCAUGUCUGUUUCUUCGUAUAAAAGCUUCUGAUACUGAUCCAUGAAGGUAAAUUAGGGAGCAAUAUCAACACCUAUCAGGACACCUCAUGUUGAAAGAAUUGAACUGAAACACACUGUUACUGCAGCUGUUUUGAAAGGAAUUUGAAUUCACUGAAUUGGACCUUUUUCUUCAGACUAUAUGCUGAGCUUCUGCUAAGUACACUCACUCAAAUCUGUAUCUAAGGGUGUUUUCGCACUUGGUCCCGAACACAGUCCUCUUAAGUGGACUAAAAGAAAAGGAACUCCGUUCUUUUUGUGUUCACAUUGUGAGUUUAUUUCAAAGAGGGCCUGGUUGUCUUUCUGGUUCAGUUUUAAUGUGGCCUCAGUCCUCUUUCUGUUCACACGAGGUCCUCUGGAGCAUUUUAUUAUGAGUGCUGAGGUACUUCUGUGUUUUUUUUUUCCAACUUUAACUCUGUACUGUACAGAUGUUCGAUUUUAACCAACCGCUUUCAUCCUCUCUGAAAUUUCUUAAAAGACUAUUAUGUUACGGUGAGUCGUAUAUAGUUCUGCUUUUAUUCUCUCGUUGUUCACAUAUAGACAAAAAAUGCUGAAUCAUGUUGUGAGUUUGUUUAGAGGACUGAAGGGACCAAGGAGAGGCUACUUUGGUCAAAAGAAGGAUUUUUUUUAUGCAACAAGUUGUACUUGGUGGUAUGGAUCUGUUCUGAGAGUGCCCUGCAGAGCACACCCCUCUCAGUUUUUCAUGGGCAUACAUGAGAGUCCAAGGAGCUAAGGCAGGGAGUGUAGCAGCAGCAAGGAUAGAACGGAGCAGACAUCAGUGACAGUCAAGGUACAGAAAUGAGAGGAUGGAGAGGAGGGGGGUUGUAGAGCAGUUUGAAGCGGCAGCAGGAAAAGGCAGUGAAGAACAAACACUUGAACAUUUUCUAUUUGGUCAGAUUGAAGGUCAUUGGCUGUGCUGUCAGCUAAAAUGGGCUAGUGCUGAGAUUAGCUGAUGGCUGGGGGAAGAGCUUGACUCAUUGGCCUGCCUUCACUAACUCCAUGCUCAAAUCAGAGAGUCCACUCACAGUCUGUCAUGAAAAAACCCUUGUAGCAGUGCUAAAGACAAACAUGUCCUGUUAGCACACAGACACUGUCGUUUCUUCCUUUUGAAAUCUUCCAGACAAAACCUUUUCUGCUUUCAUGAAUUUGAAGUAGCUCCUACAAUGUGUGAAUGCUCGCUCAGCCCAGACAGUAGUUUUUUUUUUUUGUUUUUUUUUUAACCAGUGAGUCUGAUUUUACUCAGGUUUUUUGCCUGGUCGAAGACAGCUUGUCAUUUUCUAACUCAUGUCCGGUCUUCUUUGUCAAAUCCACCGUUCUUGUAUGAAAAGUACUCUACAGAUACAGUUCAAUUAAAGUAUCUUGAAUUAAAGAGGAGGCUGCAGGUGUUUACAGCAGAGCUUCACAAUGCUAUUUCAACAAUUUCAAACGUCGACAGUUAGUCUGGUUCAAGAGUUCAAUCAGGUUGUACAACAUGUUGUUGUUAGAGUUGGUGGUGGUGGUGGUGGUACUGCAGGGGGGGGGGGGGGGGGUUGAAGCCAUGCCAUGCUCUGGACCCCACCUCCCCCCUGCCAGGCUUCAGAUUUAACCCUGGCUGAAGUCACAUGAGGCUGGCACACAAAGGGCUGAUAUGAUGGCCAACAGGCUGCAGGGAAACUCUGCAGGAGGGGGGUCGGGGGUUGUGCCUUCCCCACUGACAUAUCUAAAUGAGCUGCCCCUCCAAGUCUAAAACUCAUCCCCACAGUGCUGCUGACUACACACUGGCAACAACGUCCACACAGGCAGCAGUGGUGCUCAGAGUCCAUGUUUGAUUUUCAGGGAUGAGGUUGAUCGCCUUUUUAAAUCUUUGAUGACAUACACUCAUUGUGGCCCGCAGCAGCCCUAAGACCUCCACUAAACCUGUAAACUGAAGGCUUUAGGCUCCCAGUGUCCUGGGAAAUGCAAAGGCAAACAGAAAAGGAGAAUACACAGUAAUAGCGUGCUGAGUUUCAGGAGCUGAGGCUUCACCUUAUGCCUGUUUGGUCUCUGUAUUCCUGAAGGUAGGCAGGCGUGUUUCCCAACCCUCUAUCAUUAGGAGUGUGUGUGUGUGUGUGUGUGUGUGUGUGUGUGUGUGUGUUUGUCCCAGUAUAUUCAAGGUGUUAACUGCUCUUGGAUAAAUAGACCAGCAGCUAUUCCUGCCCUCCAUUGAGGAACACUUCUACCUCAGUGAGUGGAAUCAGCCUCUGAAAUGUCACCAUGUAUUUUACAGCAAUAACUCAAUAGCGCUCCCCAUGUAGCCCAAAAUAGAGUCAAUUCAGGGCAGCUCCUGUUUUAGCUGCUUAUGUCAGGCUCGUAUAAAGGGAUCGGGAUUACAACCACAACCAGGCCUGAAUGGAAAGAUGGAAGAGAAAAUAAGAGCUGAAUGUGCUGCCAAAUUAAACAAAUACUCACUGGCCCACAUCAAACAACCGCAACUCUUCCAAAUCACUUCAUACUUUCAGGUGAAAAUGUAGUCUCAAAGGGAAAACAACAGGCUUCCAUGUUUUCUCACGGUCAGAAAAAAGGUUAGGAUUUCUCCAGCCAAUGUGAUCCAAAUGCUUUGACUUCAACCCAGCCACUGAAUGAAGGCAGGUCAAAGUCUGUCCAUCAAGUGCAGAAAGAGUUGUAAAUGCUCUCUUAUUUCACAUUUUAUUAAAUGGUGUUCCUUUGGUUGAGACCGAUACUUAUUUCCUGUACUUUAACCGCGUGUUUUUUUUAAAUUAUUCUUUAGACUGAAAUGAAACUGUUAAGCAUUUCUUUAGCUUGGUGUUUUCUGGCCACAGAGGGUUGCAGAUUCUGAUAGACCUCAGUUUGUCCGCUUUCCUUUUCUGGCUGCAAAAAUGCUCCAACUAACACCCGGCAUUGGUUUAGGGUAGUGAAAAUAGAACACAGCAACUGAUAACUCUUUAUUUGCAGAGUGAGGUGAGUGUUUGGUAUUAUUCAUUAUCCUCUCUCUAUCUGAUCUGCAUCAGGCAGCUGUAUACGCAAAGGCCCUGAGGUUUUGAAGAGUAAAUCAAAACGAAAUCGUAAAAUGAGGAGCAGACGGAUUGUAGGGCGCGUCUGUGCGCGGACUGACUCCUUCGUGGUGAAGAAAGGAUUUGUGCUGUGUUGUUCUCUUUUAGCGGGGUGACUGUUUGUUUCUCCACAGGUAGUUUGAAAAUGUCUCCUUAAACGCAACAUACACGAUCAGAAAUAUCCAAGAGGUUGUGUGAAAAGCUCUUUUUUGCGCACACAUAGAUCGCAUUUUGACGGCGGUAUAAUCACCAUAAUUCUAUUGAUUAUGAGUUUUCUAACGUGUGUAUCUGUGCCUGUGUGUCUCCUUGUGUCUGCAGAGUCUGGUUAUGGAUUUUAACCUGCUGACGGACAGUGAAGCCCGCAGCCCCGCGCUGUCGCUCUCUGAUACCGGGACCCCGCAGCACGAGCCGGGAUGUAAAGGCCAGGACACGAGCGGUCAGUGUGCGCCUUCUCGGAGCUUGAUGCAUGCUUACAUACAAAUAUUUUACAGCAUGGAAUUGACAUUUCUACACUUCUCUUAAGCUUCAGUUUUACGCAUGCGUUUUUGUCCUGAUGAACCAGGGGAAACAUGAAUACACACAAUUUAUGACAUUUGUAAAAAAAGGUCAGAAUAACCACGAUCAUAAAUACAGACUCAACCUGCCUUCGCGGGCAAGGAGAUAUUACAAAAUACUUUCUACUUAAAUAAUGAUAACCAUUAUAACAUUAACAACAACAACAACAACAAUAGUAACAAUAAUAAUAAUAAUAAUAAUAAUAACAACUAUUAUUAUUAUUAUUAUUAUUGAUAAUUUUGACAACGACAACAUUAUUAUUAUAUUAUUAUUAUUAUUAGUAGUAGUAGUAGUAGUAAUAUUUUAAUAUAAAAAUAUUAACAAUAACAAUAAUAACAACAACAACAACAACAAUAAUAAUAAUAAUAAUAAUAAUAAUAAUAAUAAUAAUAAUAAUUAUUAUUAUUAUUAUUAUUACUGUUGUUGUUGUUGUUAUAAGGCUAUGGAAGUAUCGUUUGUUCUUGCACAAUAUAGAUUGAUGGAGAUCUUGAUUACAAACUGUCGUAAUUCAAACGGCAGGAAAGAUUUAUUUUUCCUUCAUGUCAGACUGCAGCUGGUAUUUCAAAAAAAUUUUUGCAUGGUGGAUCUGUGAAACCAGAAAACAGCCGCUCCACUUAAAGUGUGAUCCGCCUCUUUAUUGGUCGCUCAAUCUAAGUUAAACAGACUUAUUUAGAUAAGAAUAGGCCCUAAACUCUGCAAUAUCCCGCGUGUAAACUUGUGUGUGAGAGAGAGCUCCUGAUGAAAUCUGAAAACCCUUUUAAAGUGGAGUUUUAUUAGCGUUUUUACGCAGCAGCCUCUCACUCUUCCUUGGGCGCAGCUGAUGGCCUUUGAUAACACAUUCUUCAUGUCACUUUGUCACUUUGAAUAUGAAAAUUUAUUCAAAAUGAGGAAAAUCGUUUUUUUCCUCCUGAAAACAGCAGCAUAUCAGCGCGACGUCCUGGUUUCAUCAUUCAGUCCAGUGCGCGUUUCCUCUGACCGAUGAUCAAUUCAGUUCACCAUACUCAUUAAAACCAUCUCUUUAACGAGUUUUACUACAACGCGGUUUUUUCCUCGGCCUCAUUAAGAUGUGGCUUGUCUAACUUACAGUAGCUUGGGCAUUAUUGAAAUAAUUACUCUGUAAUGUCAUGUCCCCACUGAUCAUGAAAUGUUUUCAUGCUUAAAUGAAAUUUCUGUUCUGUACAAAAAAUAAAUAAAUACAUACAUAAAAAAAAUACCCAGCAGCUGUUACAGUCUUUAUAUCUGCUUUUAUAAUGGGGACGAUUUUCCACCAGCUCCUGACAUUCCAUUUAACUGAGUGUUUCAACAGGACCUGUUACCUGUAAUCAUUUGGCCUUAAAUAUAUUCACAUAUAUAUCCGAGCAUUAUUUAUUGAAAUCAAUCAGGACCAUCAUCAAACCAAAUAAAGACUAAAGCGCCUGCAUGAGAGAAGGCUGAUAUCACUUCUUAAAUAUGAAAUUUCUGCAUGAACCAAAUCCAAAUAUCCAUCAAAUACUAGUCAGGAUUCAGGAGUGCAAGUGUGCACAGGUCCUGGGUUGGUUUUUCAGGGUGCUGCGGUGAUGAAAAAUGGGUCUAACCCAAGACAGCAUCAAGAUUUUCAACGGAUACAACCGCACAUUAUUGAAGUAAUUCAGAUCAUUGUAAAAUUAAAUAUGAUGAUUUACCCCCCCCCCCCCCCAUCUAUCUCCAUCUGUCUAUCUCCUGUUCUGUGUCUCUGUGUGUUUAGCUGUGUGUAACUUGAUCUUAUUGCUUAAGUGUGUGUGUUGUUUCAAAUCCAGCCGUUACAAACUGUCAGACACAAACUAUUCGGGUCUAAAAAUGGCCUCGUGUCUUUGCUGCUGCUCCAGACCUCUUCAGGAGGACUUUUCUCGCUCAUGUAGUCUCAGAGAGUUUAUCAUGUGCUGUCUGUGUGCUGUUCAAACAGGGUCACAUGUAUUCACAGGGUCUCAAUGUCACUUUUAUUAACACACAGGUCUUGUUAAUGCAGGAGAGAAAAAGAGACUUUCACAGCUGAUUCGUAAUCCAUCAGAAAAUGAUGUUUUUUUUGGCACAUCGAUCAGAAUAAUAAGCAUUUGUUUUAGAGUUGAAAAUCCUAAGUUUUAUAGAUCAGAUAAAUAGUCCUGAUAUAAAAACCUUAAAUAUUUCGUUUACUGUCCAAGAUGACUCCAACAUGAUUCCAGGAUGUUUUCAAGAAUUUGUGGCAGGCUGACACAUGCUUUAUGAUCUGCUAGACACAUUCAAAGAGUUCAAAUGCUUUAUAUCAGCCUGUAACGGGGCCUCUCAAAUCAUGUUGAAUGAUAAUAAUAAUAAUAAUAAUAAUAAUAAUAAUAAUAAUAACGUUGAUGAUGGUGCACACAGAUUGCAUGUCAGGUUGUCUGGACUUAUUUUCAUUUAUAGUGGUGUCAUGGUGUCUCUCUGUGACAAUAAAGACCAGACCACAUGUGUCUGUGUUCUCUUGAAAGCAGAGGAAUUCAGUACUGAGGAGGGAUUAUUCCAGUCAUGCUGUCAUUAUAAAUAUGUUUUUAGGAGUUUAUUCAUCUUUAUUCUUCUUUAUAGAGCCAACAAAACACUUUCUGAAACCACAUUUGUGCUCACCACACUGAGCAGACACCCAGGCCUCAGGCUCUGACCCUCCUCACACCAUUACUGAUCAAUCACGUUCUCUCUCUUUAUUAUAAAGAGGCUUUCUCUCUGAAAUCAAAGUGAGCACUCCUGUUAAAAAGAGACUUUGAGAACAUGUCAAGCAGGUUUUUCUGAAGGUCUGAUCUGAAAGGGACAAAUCUCAGAUACUUCACAUUUCUUAACAAAGUGGACAUGAGCGUACACAGCUUGUGUUUCUGCCUCUUUUUUAAGAUGCUGAGAAGUCAUUUGGUUCAAGCCUCCUCCUGUCUUGUAGCUGGCUGUUUGCAGGUUCAACCCCUCUGAGAAGCUGACCUGGAACAAUUCUGACAUGUCUGCACAUUAUCAGUCCGAUUGCUCCUAUUGUUGCUCAGUGCGUCGCUGCCCUCUCCUCUGUAUUGUGAUAGACUUUGGCCUUAAGUGACAGCUUACCCAGUGUCAGUUUACUGCCAGAUAACAGCCUGGUGGCUCUGGCCCUCAUUGAUUUUGCUGGUGGCCCUGCGGAGCCUCUUUUUAAACCCUGCUGAUCAUUUGGAGCUGCUCUGAGAGCUAAGCCCUCACCAAACAGAGCCCAACUUGCCCAAGUCACAAAAGCCUGAUCCGCAGGAUUAGCUGGCCAACUAAUUUCACUUCUUUCUGUGAGGUCCUUAAAUUGUGGGAGUGAGAGGAACCCUGGCAGACAUAACAUGGAUGUGUGGUCCUUUAAAGUGGCUGGACUGGGGGCCAAUGCAAUCAGUCAGGGCUCCUGCAUCUUUAAGUAAUGCACUAUUUGAAGUCGCUCUCUCCUGCAGUGUUUCACCCAGGCCUGGUCUUGAGGGGUGCAGGGAUUUCACAUCAUGUUUGAUCCCACAGGGUUAUCCAGGGCUUUCAGCAGGAGGUGGAUAGAGCCAAUUCAGAGAGAGGAGUCCGAUAAAUGUGCUGUCAAAGUCAGUCAGAGUAUAAAAACAGACUUGGACUUUUACAGACUCUGUAAGUGAGAUUAUUAUUUGGACUUCAGUCAGGGUUUCCUGCACCAACCUUCAUGCUCAUGCAGACUUACAAGUAUUUUAUUAAAAAAACAAAACAAACAAACAAAAAACAAACAAAACAAAAAAAAAAAAACAGAAAUGCUGCAGCAGUGUCUUUAAAUACAGAUCUUUUGUUUAUAAUGUAAAUGGUAAAAAAAAACAAAAAAAUACAUGACCAUACAUGACACUACCGACAGCUUGCUUCACUGAAAAGGUGGUAUGUUUUGGAUCAUGAACAGUUACUGUCCUUCUCCUUACUCUUCUCUUCCCAUCACUCUGGUACAAGUUGAUCUUUGUCUCAUCUGUCCAUAGGAUGUUGUUCCAGAACUUUAAAGGCUUUUUUAAAUGUUGUUUGGCAAACUCUAAUCUGGUCUUCCUUAUUUUGAGGCUCACUAAUGGUUUACAUCUUGUGGUGAACCCUCUGUAUUCACUCUAGUGAGGUCUUCUCUUGGUUGUUGAUUUUGACACUCAUACGCAUGCCUCCUGGAGAGGGUUCCUGAUCUGGCAAACUGAUGUGAAGGGGUUUUUCUUCUCCAAAGAAAUAAUUUGUCUGUCAUCCACCACAGUUGUUUUUCGUGGUCCUCCGGGUCUUUUGGUGUUGCUGAGCUCACCAGUUCGUUCUUUCUUUUUAAGAAUGUUCCAAUAGUUAAUUAGUCCACACCUGAUGUUUUUGCUAUCUCUCUGAUGGAUUUGUUUUGAUUUUUUAGCCCAAUGAUGGCUUACCUCACUGAUAGUGACAGCUCCUUUGAUCUCAUAUUAAGAGUUGACAGAAACAGAUUUCAAAUGCAAAUGUCAGACCUGGAAUCAACUCCAGACCUUUUACCUGCUGAGUUGAUGAUAAAAUAAUGAGGGAAUAGCCCACACCUAUCCAUGGAAUAGCAUUUGAGCUGGUCGUCCCAUUACUUUUGGUCCCUUUAAAGGUGGGAGGCACAUUUGUGCUUUAUAUUUAGUAUCAUCUGUGGAAGUACACUGGUGGUAAGGUGUAGGGACUCAGUGUAGGGACUGGCUUGGUGAAACUGACAGCUUUCAGCAGAUAAACUAACUCUGUGUUUCUGUGACUUUUUUGAGAGGAGGUCAGUGUAUGGUCAGAGACUGUCUGGAUCCAGUCCUUCUAAAUGAAGCUAAUCUGGGCUGAUUCAGGUAUAAAACGGAGAGUGAAUUCCUAACACCAGCUGACUAUGCUACAUUGAGGCUGCCAUCUUUUUAUAGCCUGUUGACCAGUCAGAGGCCCUAUCUGUGAUCAGAUGACCUUGAAAGUUCCAGUGAGAAGAUUUUUAGAUUUAUUGUAGAUUUUUUUUUUUAGAUAUUGAAAACCCUGGUCUAAUAAUUAAUCACAGGGUAUAUAUUCAAAGUGCCAGCUCAGUCUUCAACAUGUCAUCUGUCCUUUAAACCUGCAGGCUUUCUGAAUAACAUCUGCUCCAAAAAUGUUCCCCUAUUAAAGCACAACUCUAAUUAUUCAUAAAUCAGUAUCAAUCAGCACAUCUCUUUAGUCAUCAUACAUGGAGCAAAAAACACAUUUCAUCGAAAAGACGGUACAAGCACCAGUUUACCUUUUUGUGCAAUUUAAUGUGUUGUUUUAUUAUGUUAAUUUUUUAAUGAAAACUGCUGCCUGUUUCAAAAUAAGUUGUGGUCUUUAAUCCUUUUCAAAUCUUCAGGUUCAUGCAGUAUGAGAGACACAGUGAAGAGUGAAGAUAAUUAAAGAUUUGAUCAUUUUCAGUUUUAUGGUUUUCCCUUCCAAAUCCAGACAAUAUUUUUAUACAUUUUUCUCCUCUUCCUCCUCCUUCUUCUUCUUCUUCUUCUUCUUCUAUGUUUCUCACAUAAACCUAUACAGAUGUAAACUUCCCCCAGGCUCCUCCCAGUUUUUUUUUCUUCUGCACAUCCAUGUCAUCUUGAAUCACGUGAAAUCAUCCGACUCAGCUUUGUAGGGUUUGGUCUUUUUAUCUUUCUCUUUCAUUCAAAAACACCCUCAGAUUUGUUCAGUGAUCCAAACAAGCUUAUUUUACUGACACUGAUGAUGCUAAAAUAAUAAAUAAAUAAAUAAAUAAAAACUUUAAAAAAUUUAAUUUCUUCAACGCAACUUUAUUUGUAAAGCACUUCAAAACCACCACAAAGUGCUGUACAUAAAUAGACAAAACAACCCAGACAUAAAAAACAAUCAAAAAACAAUUAAAACAAUGGAUAAGAUAAAAGUAGAUAUUAAAAAGUAAAAUAUAAUUUCAAGGUUUUUACAAACAAAUUUAAAAACAUAGAAACAAAUAACUAAAAACAAACCAUAAUACACUAAAACAGGAGCCGAGUCUCAUGCAGAGUUGAAAGCCAAUGAAUAAAAAUGGGUUUUAAGACGAGCUUUAAAAAUAGACAGUGUGGGGGCUUGUCUGAUUUGUAGGGGUAGCUCAUGCCAUAAUUUUGGGGCCGCAACAGAAAAAGGUUGUUCCGUCUGAGCUUCAGUUUGGACCCGGUACCUCCAGGAGCAGAUGAUCAGCUGAUCUGAGGCACCGAGCAGGGGUGUAGGGGUGGAGAAGCUCAGAGAGGUAAGAUGGAGCCAGACCAUUUAAAGAUUAAAAAACAAAUAAAAUAAUCUUAAAAUGAACUCUAAAAUGCACAGGUAACCAGUGGAGGGAGGCAAGGAUAGGAGUAAUGUGCUCCCUCUUACAUACUCCAGUUAAGAGUGGGGCGGCUGCGUUUUGUACUAACUGGAGACGUGAGAGGGAGGACUGGCUGACUCCAAAGUAAAGUGCGUUACAGUAAUCCAGCCGAGAUGUAACAAAGGCAUGGAUUACUGUUUCAAAGUGCUUACGUGCAAGGAAAGGCUUUGCCUUAGCCAGCUGCCUAAUAUAAUAAAAGCUGAUUUUCACUACUGAGCUAAUUUGCCUGUCGAAUUUAAAAUCACUGUCCAUCUUAAAACCCAUAUUUCAGAUGGUUGGCUUUAAAUAGUCUGCUAAAAUACCCAAGUCUACAGGAGUGGAUUCACAAGGGCGACUGGGACCAAAGACUCUGUUAACAGAGUUAAAUUCAUGGUUCGAAAACAAACAAACAAUAAUAAAAAAAACCUAGUCAUUUUCACUUUAUUUCAUUCUGAUAGAAAAUGUUAUUUCCCUUGCUGCAGUUUCUGUUGUUUUUUGCCUGAAUGAUAAAAUUCAAGAGAAAAGAUUUGUAAAGGUUUUAGUCAGAGCUGAACUCUGUAGCUUUUUCAUUUUUUGAUCUGGAUAUUUCCAUUCUCACCUCAGCUCACUCUGGCUUUGUGUGUGGCACAAACAUGUAACAUGGAGCCUAAGGCAAAGUUGGGAUCAAACAGUUUAGGUUUGCUUUCACACUCAUCCUGAAAAACUGGGGAGGAUUUAUGGUGCAUAUGUCUGCAGAUUGAUCUGGCUGUCGAUAUUUUCAAUACAUGUAAAAACCCAAGCACAGACAAAGUAAGAGAGUUAAUGAGCCUACAACACACAUCAGGACACUAUGAAAGAAUAUUUGAUAAUAGAGCACAAAUUAUGUCCUAGCCUGCCUUUCACAAAUCUCUCUCUCUCUCUAACUUCUCCUCUUCGGUGCCUGCAGACACAGAGAAAUCCCACCAGAACCAGCUGGAUGAGUCCAGUGCUGAGGAUGGCUCCCUGAAGAAGAAGCAGCGGCGGCAGAGGACUCACUUCACCAGCCAGCAGCUCCAGGAGCUGGAGGCCACCUUUCAAAGAAACCGCUACCCUGACAUGAGCACCAGAGAGGAGAUUGCAGUGUGGACCAACCUCACCGAGGCCCGGGUCAGGGUGGGUAACCACAGCUCUGAUUCUGAGAUAGGUUGUUUUACUGCAGCAGCUGGUUUCACUGACCACGGCAGUGAGAGUAAGGAUGAAGGCUGCAGGAGAAUGAACUAUGGGAACCUGCACAGUGGCUGUUGAACAAACAGAUGAUUUCCAUGCCAUGGACAAAUGCCAUGACAUUUAGCUGUAUUUUUUCUGGUGUUAGAUCUAAGACCUAAUGUACUCCUAAGACCAAAUGUUGAUUGAUAAAUGAAAGAGCCUUUUUCAAAGAUCUAAGUGAGCAGCACAGAGCACAGGACACUCACAUUUGUCACUCCAAAACCGAACACGCUAACACUGCAACAGUUUUCUCAUAGAAGCAAAAAACAGACAAAAGCACAGUGGAUCCCUGAGUUAAACAGCUGGUUUGUGAUCCUGGUGAUUAAUGACUAGAUAUAGGUUACAGAGAUCAUUUUCCUGCACCCUGCUUUCAUUUUGACUUCACCUGGGUCUCCUGGAGGACAUUAGUUUUCAUUGGUCAGUGUCUGUGCAGCUCACUAUGCCCUUUCAGUGCAAUAACUUGAACCUUUGUUUUUGAUUGUGGGGCCGCAGUAGAUGUUCAUCUGCGACAUCAGGAUGUGGAAAUGUUGAACCUUUUUUCUACUUGGCUGCUCUCUCUAAUAGGUACAGAGUGAUACACAGCAGGGCAGAGAUGUUGUUUCUAUGAAGCCGGGAACUUGGGAAGUGAUGUCUGAGUGAGUCUGAAUGAGGGUAUGGCGGCAUGAUGCUGGGAGGAUGUGUGCAGCCCACAGCCAGCUCAGUGACCACACCCACUGGUUUCUGAGGAGGCAAAAAGACAGGAAUGCUGACUCCAAAUGACAACCUGUAAUUGUGAUCAAUCACUGAAUGAAUUGCAAAACCUGCAAGCUAGUUCAGACAGGCAACUCAAGUUGCACUGAUUUCACACUUGACAGGUGUCAGUUGCUCAAUUGCUCAGAUAACACUGCUGAAUUGGUGCUGUAUUCAAGCUGCAGGAUAUUGGUCUUUGCCUCUGCUUUGCUGCCAUGCUGGAGUGCUGCACUCACUGUUUUCAGCCCCACCUCCUCCCCAGCAACCAUCUGCAGGCCUGAAAGGGUGGGUUCAAGAUAUUGUCAUAUCAUCUGCAGCAGAUGAAGGUAAAACUGUGAGGAGUGAUGAGGUGAAGAGCAAAAAAGCAAUGAAUGCUUUCAAGCGUCUCACUGAAAUCACAUUUUCCAUAUUUCCACCAUUUUACAUUUGAAACCAUUUUUUUUACUCCAUCUUAAAAUCAUUUUUAUCGUGUCUUGAUUUAAAAUCAAAUGAACACUGGUACCUAAGGAUUUUGAUUUUCUGUGUGGUCUGAAACUACAACUUAAAGGGAGGAGCCUGUCAGAGUUUUUAAGAACUAACCUAAUGGACAACACUGUUCACAAAAUGUGAAUCACACUUGAUCAUGUUCAGAAUGGGCAAAAGUGUUGAGGACUACAAGAAGUCGUUAGUGGCCUGAGAGCCAGUGAAUCAAAAGGACUUGAAAGCCUUCACCUGGGAACAGGCUCCUCUCUCAAACAGCCAACAUUCAUUUGAUUGGAUGAUUUCUGAGAUAUGAUGACCUUCAGGGAAAUCUUCUUGCAGUUUGGUAUAAAGUGCAGAUUCUUUGAGCCAGUUGACUGAGCUGCCAAGGAGUUGAUUUGGAAAAAUGGGCCCUUGAAAAGCACAGAGAUUUCAUGAAAGCAGCAGGGAGAUGCUACAGUGGGCUGGAAAACUCAAAAUAGCCAUUAGGGAAAAAAAUCACACAUUAAUUUUGGACCGUUGUUACAUCACAUUAUUGAGUAAACAGUGACAGCCUAGCUUAAGUUUACGCUUUUUAAAAUUUUUUUUUUACACUGGGAUUGCUUUUUGACUUGAACCGUGUGAUUGUUGGUUAUGAAAGGAUAAAAGUGGGUGAUUUUAUUCGGCUGACUGAGACUAAAGCCCCUUUAAUGAGGCUACAGACAAGGAACUGUUGCACCUUUUUCUGCCUCCCUGGUAGGGGAGUGCUGCUCUUGUGACAGCAUGAAUGAGUGAGCUACAAUGACUCCUCCAGGACUUUUCAUGUGAAUCUGUGGGCACAGACCACAAACUGAACACGUUUUAGACCUACCAUCGCUUUGCAUACAGCCUAAGAUACAUUAUAUACAUUAAGGGAAAUAAUGAUCAGUCUAAGGUACAUCAUAUAAUUUCAAGUCUAAACAAACAGGCUUUGGGAUUUAAUAUAAGUCAGUGGUGCAAAAUAUGCUAUCUAGGGUACGUAGUAGACAGUCUGUGCAACAUAAUUUACACACUCCAAUACAAAAACUAUAAUCCAUGAAACACACUAAGCAGUUUCAAGUACAUAAUCUACAGUCUCUGGUGCAUAAUACACAGGCUAUGGUAUGAUAUAUACAGGCUUUUUGAUAUUAUAUACAGCAUUUGUUCCAUAAUAUAUAGUCUACUGUACGUGAUUUACAGUUUUUGGCUCCUAAUUUAUCGUCUUUGUUCCAUAAUUCACAGUCAGUAAAAUGAAGAAUGUGUGGUACAUGUACAGCAAGCAACUAUUUGAUGGAUCUUUGAUGGGUUGGAUCUCAAAUUUUAAUCCUCUGUAAUAGCCCAUGAAGCAUGAAUAAGCUAAGUGGUUGUCUACAAUGGGGGACUUGAUUGAUUGUUUUAAAGACAACAUUUGUGAGUUUCUAAUGUCUCUGAAUUGGGAUUUAACUUGACAAAUACACUAUGGAAAGAAAACAUGAGGUCAUGGUAAAAAAUGAGAAUGAUCUGCUGUUGAAUAAAAACAAAAAACAAAUAUGUGAUGUAGGCUACCCGCUGCUGUGCUUUAUUCCCACACUGGACAUAAAUGUCAAAGUUGCAGCAGAAAGAAGGACCACACACAGCGCUCUGCUCACUGCAGCUAUAUGGAGCAGGAGGACACAGUGGGACAACAAUACAAUUGCUGGCACGCCUGUCCACUAAUGCUGGCUGGUUGAAAGGUCACAUAGCACACACUCUUGGUUGUUAUUUUGAAGGGACAACAGACUACACAGCGUCUCACUCUUAAUGUCCAUCAAUGGCCUUUUCAACCCCUGUUUGCCGGCAGAUUCCUGCAUGCUCAGAAUAUUUCACCUGUCACUUUGAUUCAUGGGAUUUUUCAGAGAGGGGCUGUUCAUCAUCCCAGUUAGAGCCAAACAAGACACAAGCAUGACCCUAAAUCAGAGUCAGAGCAUGAAAUGUAAAGACCUUGAUGUUUCCUGCAGGUCAGAUAAAAAAAAAAAAAAGAUGUUUUAUGGUUUUAUUCCUAUCAUGUGGAGGGAUGCACAAAACUAAUCAACAAGCUGAAUUCUAUACCUGUUAGUUCAUAUGUUUUCUCUAUACACUCUAUUUACCCAGCAUUCUUAUCAGCCAUUAAGUGAAACAUGUGAUGUGGUUUCCCACUGACACCAGUCUGAUUAUCUGUACGCUGAACUCAAACUUCAGCCGUAGUUCAUUUUCACACAAAAUUCUGAUUUUUUGUUAAACUGAGUCAUCAUUAUUAUCCAGCAAAGAGAGCAAGCCACAUCAAAAACAAUGCUUGUAGUUGUUGUUGUUAUCAGAGGUAGAGGUGGUAAAUAAAUUCACUUCUUUAAGUUUGUUUGAAUGUCUUUCUUUGAGGUUAUUGAGCUGAUGAGUCUGAACUGGGACCCUCCAGUACCAGCAUGGCUACCUUUAAACUGAACAUGUCCUGGGUGUCUUUAUUCUGCUGAAGGCCAGAUGGGUUCAGUUUGCCUAUGGUCUGUUCUGUGUGUAACAAACAGUUAAUACUGACAUAAUGACUUUGGCUUUGGGGAUAAAUCAAGUUCUUGUAUUGUGUUGUAUUGUUUUGUAAGUCUCUGUGGUAUUUUGACCUCACCAGCAGGCAGGGGGACAAAAUGAUUUGGUUAGGUUUGAAAAAGGUUUGGUUGGAAAUGAAACUCGAAGGAAACUGAAAGAGUUAACUCAUAGUAUGUACAAUGAUGUUUGUGAAAACUAAGACUUUUAUUCCUAGAUAAAACACAAACUUAGCUGUCUGACAGAAGUGCUUCACCUGUGACUGCAGUCACACCUGACUGAACGACACUGUUUUGGUGAAACUGUAAGCUGCUCUGGGGGCCGCCAAAGUUAGUGGUUUCUGGAGUCAAACUGAUAUAAUUCACAAACUUGCGUUUUAAUGAUCAUAGCGCACUGCCUUUGCACUGUUUUACAGACGGGUACAUGGAUAACCUGAAAGCUUCAGACUGCAUUUCUAGGCAGUGAUGAAAAAGGUUGGGUGGCUGCUGUCCUUUGGCAUGGACUUUCCCCUGCUGUCACUGGAAUGGAAAACUCUGAGUCAUGUACUUUAUACUCAUAUUGAUGGUCAACAGCAUUCUGUUUCUAUAAUAAUCAAGGAUUAGAUGAUACCCUGCCUGCAUGCAUGCCAAGGGAGCAGAGACUCAACACUGGACCUUUACACAAGUUUUGCGGGCCUCAAAGAAAAAGAAUCAACUAAUACCAAAAAAUGUUCAUGUGAAACAAACACUGAAGUGUGAACAGAUAACUCGAGACUUUUGCUGGAUCCCUCAGUUUCAAUGAGAGGCACCAGUCUCAUUAACGGAGAAAACUUUCCUUUUCAAUUCGACAGUUUUUCAUUUCUAAAAGCCUCUAUCUUUUCCUCCAGUGCUUUAAUCCAUCUCCGGUCCUAUAUUUAGGACCGGAGGAUGACAAAUGUGAAGAUUUUCUUUCCCCAACAUAAGUCAAUGAUUAGUUUUAAUAAGCCUCGCCUGCAACGACUGUUUGAUGAAACACUUCAAAUUUCUCUCUGGGAUCAAAAAUUCAGGACAUGUCUGCACACUCAAUUACUGAGAAUAAAUGAGGGAGGUUAGGAUACUCUGACUCAGAUGGCAAUAAAACUUAAUUUACUUCUGAGACUUUGUGAGGUUUGAGGUGUUCAGCGAGAAGUGAGUAAAAGUAAAUAACUGUUUUAGCAUUUCUGUACUUUUUGACUCUCUGAAAACUCGACUUACUCUGCCUGCUUGAGCUCUGUUCAGGUCACUGAUGUUACUUUGAAUUCCUCUUUAACUCCUUAAACAUAAAUCAGGUGCUCCUGACUCUCAAAAACAAAUUAGGUCUUCAUGUAUUUUUAUACUGAAUUAGUGACAACUUAGAGAGAGAUCCUCCACCUUUACAGAAGCACCACUGGCUUCAUCACGACUCACAAUUAUAAGACUUGUGAGUUUUGUUUAGUUCCCAGAACCUUGUUUAAAAGUUAAUUUACAACCGUUAUACACCACAUUAAUGAAUCCUGAACUUUGGUGGGGGUAGGAUAUACAUUUGUCCUGAAAUACCAAUAUAUCAUCAGGGAUCCAGGAAUCAAUUUUUAAAUCUAAAAAUUAUACCAAAUGAGACUGUCUAAAUUUGACUCACUGCAUCACUUCUUCAAAAAAACUCCUGGUGGUCACCCAGAUGACAUGAUCUCCAAACUCUUUAUCUUUCAAGAGGAUUUUAUAUUGUUUCAGCAGAGACAUUAUCAUGACCAUCCUGGCCAUGUAUCACACAGUAUUCCUUUUAGUAUUUUGAAUUUCCCUUCGGGGAUUAAUAAAGUUCUUCUUCUUCUUUUAUAAUCCAAUUGUAUUGUAUUGUUUUGUCACCUCAUAUCGUGUCACAUUGUCGUAAAUGUACUCUGAUGGUGCCCAUUUUGAGGUUAAAUCUUUUAUGCUCUCUGUGUACAGUAAUAUUGUCUUCUUAUCUUUCUUGAACACUGUCAUCUCUCUGACUCACAGCUGAAGAGAAGCUUUAGUAGCCUUUUUAUGUAGUAGCUACUAUCUGGCCCAUCUUACAGUUUAUUCCUUCAAAAAACAGGUUCAGUAAGGUUUGUUUAGAGCUCUUGUUUUUGGUUGCCUUAUAAAGUAGUGCGAACCAUCUUAUGAGCAGGAUACCAUGUGUGUUUCUGUGUAGUUGUUCCUGUUGAUUUGGACUUUGUCAUUGCUGUUACAGAGCUACCAGUUUGUGGAGGGUUCAACAAACAGACUUGACAUUCAAACGUGUUUUUCUUUGUCUUGGUUUCUGUAGGUAUGGUUUAAGAACCGACGUGCCAAGUGGAGAAAGCGUGAGAGGAACCAGCAGGCCGAGUUGUGUAAAAACGGCUUUGGAGCCCAGUUUAAUGGACUCAUGCAGCCCUACGAUGACAUGUACACAGGCUACUCCUACAACAACUGGGCUACCAAGAGCCUAGCAAGCAGCCCGCUCUCUGCCAAGAGCUUCCCGUUCUUUAACUCAAUGAAUGUAAGCCCCCUGUCAUCCCAGCCCAUGUUCUCACCCCCCAGCUCCAUCCCCUCCAUGAACAUGGCCUCUAGUAUGGUGCCCUCGGCGGUGGCUGGGGUCCCCACCACAGGCCUCAACAAUCUGGGCAACCUCAACAACCUCAACAGCCCCACGGCGCUCAAUUCUGUGGCGGUGACUGCAGCCACGUGCCCCUAUGCCUCCACAGCCAGUCCUUAUAUGUACAGAGACACCUGCAACUCCAGCCUGGCCAGCCUCAGGCUCAAGGCCAAGCAGCACGCCAACUUCGCUUACCCUGCAGUGCAGAAUCCCGUGUCCAACCUGAGCCCCUGCCAGUACGCUGUGGACCGGCCAGUAUGAAGAAGAUGCUCUGACUAGGACCCUAAUCCAACUGACCACCUGUAAGUCCACUUUCACCUGACUUGACAUCUCCUCAGCUCUAUCUCUGGCUGCCAGAUGUGCUGCAGGCUGGCAGAGUGUGUUUCUGAUGGUCCUCUUUCAGAAGAAUCUCCAAACUGACUGAUAAAAAGGUAGACUCGCCCUGAUGGACCACUGUGCUUCAAAGGAAUUCUCUCCAGUUUGUGAGUCUUUGUGGCUAAACUGACCAACUGCUCCAAAGGAUUUCUAAAGAUUAUAAUCCACACCUCUUUUUUCCUUCUUUGAACUGCAUGAUUAGAGUAAAUGUAGAAACCGAGGGUAAAUAAACAUGGAUGUUUCACCUGGACUGGGGGUCAUCAUCUUGGCCUAUAACCACCAGAUGUGAUCGUUGCGACUAUUGCAGGAAAAGGGACCUGCAGUUGCAAUGACAGAGAAAUGGAGGGUGUACAUAAUGGACUUUUUUCUGUUUUGUAUGUGACAAAAUAUAUGAAAACGUACUCUAAAGAUGAGAAGAGCAUGUUCUUUAAAAAUAAGAGGCCCUGAGUUGAGGACAUCCUUAAGGAACUUUAGACUUUGUUGUGAAUUCUUCUCCCCACAGAAGGUCAUAGGUCAAAGGUCAGCCUGGGAGAGCAGGAAGAGGGUAGACUUGGAAGAUGAGCAUAUUAACCUCAUGGUUGGACACCAAAACAACAGUGUGGUCACACAUAUAACAGAAUAUCAGCAAGAUUUGUUCAAAUGAAACUCUAAAAAGCCAUUGAUUAUCUAGAUUUGUGUGGUGUUAUACAAAGGGAGUCAUGACUGUAAAAAUAUAUGUAAGAGUGCAGUUGUCAUAGCAAAAACAAGCUUUUUUCCCGAUGUAGCCUGCUUUGUCUCAUUAAAGAACCCAUUAAAGGAUCUGUUUUUAUGAACCAGAA
This is a messenger RNA of Xyrichtys novacula (pearly razorfish), 24615 nucleotides long. The record is from the annotation of a GenBank genome assembly. NCBI's taxonomy places the organism in Eukaryota, Metazoa, Chordata, Actinopteri, Labriformes, Labridae.